Gryllus bimaculatus (two-spotted cricket) is the source of this 696-nucleotide messenger RNA. Lineage: Eukaryota; Metazoa; Arthropoda; Insecta; Orthoptera; Gryllidae. The record is from the annotation of a GenBank genome assembly.
GUGCUGGCGGGCGCUGCCUCCGGCUGGCCGGCGGCUGCCGCCCCCGCGCCCGCCCCGGCGCCCGCCCCGCCGCUGCCCUUCCCGUUCGACUUCCCGCCCGCGGUGCCGCCCGCGCGCUCGGACGCCCCGGGCGCGGGCGCGCUGGUGGGCGGCGGCGGAGGAGGAGGGGGGAUAGGCGCGCCGCCCUGGGACUUCGGCGACGCCCCCGUCGCGCCCAUCGCCCGACUCGAGUCCUUGGACGAGCUGGACCAGGGCCAGGACUCGGGCAGCGGCAGCUGUUUGAGCUCCGGAGGCCCUGCUUCUCCCGGCCAGGGGCCCAUCAGCAAGACGUCCGACGUUUAGACACAAGCUGCCUCAGUUCUCAGCCACUGCACAAGGAAACACUGACAUUUGUAAAUUUUCAAAAACUUAAACGAACUGCACUAGGUUGUAUUCAGCCUGACAUUUCAAAGGCAAGUCUUUUGGUAUCUAUACUUCACAUUUCAUUAAAUAUUCCUUUUAUUUGCUAUCUAUUUAAAAACACAUUCUGAAUCAUUUAAAAUUUCAAUAAUUUUUAUAUAGUAUGCCUUAAGUCUAUGUUUCUAAUCCUCUUCAUUGAAUCAUAAAUUUUUCUAUUUAUUAUUUCAGCAUCCUUGGAAAUUAAUGUAUGCAUGAAAGAAAAUAAUAGAAGGAGUGUUACAGAAGCAACAUGCUUCU